AUGUCCCAACCUUCCCUGAUCACACAACUCUCGCAUUACAUCCUUGACGGUCUAUGGCAGCUGCAAAGCUGCUUCAACUGCUUCCCGAGCAACCCUAGCCUCAAGAUCAAUGGCCGCAGCUUUAAGAUCUUGAGGCUGUUGGGAGAAGGAGGCUUUUCCUACGUUUACCUCGUCCAAUCACCGGGCGACCCAACACUCUACGCCCUCAAGAAGAUACGAUGUCCCUUCGGCCAGGAGAGCGUCUCGCAGGCAUUAAAGGAGGUGGAAGCCUACAGUCUGUUCACUCCACACCCGAACAUCAUACACGCGGUGGACCAUUCAGUGGAGAGCGAUAGGGGCGAUCCCGGGAGCAAGACUGUGUACAUCCUCCUGCCGUACUACCGACGGGGGAACCUGCAGGAUGCGAUCAACGCGAAUCUGGUCAACCGAGCGAGAUUCCCAGAGCGGAGGUUGAUGGUGCUUUUUCUAGGCGUGUGCAGGGCGCUGAAGGCUAUGCAUCAAUAUCGCGUCAGCGGAGCACCUGGCGGUGAGGGCGCGAGACGGAAAGCGAAGGGCGUGAGACGAGAAGCCGCGGAGGCCGACCUCGAGGCCGCGGAGGAGGUUGUGCAGGCCAACACGCGCAGGAAACGGCGGGAUCAGAGGGGUGGGGAGGACGAUGAUGAAGAGCAGGAUGCGCUUUUAGAGGGCGAGGUCAUGGCAGCGCAGGAAGGUGUUGGUGCAGGGGAGACGAGAGCGUAUGCGCAUCGGGACAUCAAGCCCGGGAACAUCAUGAUCAAUGACAAUGGCACGCAGCCUGUGCUUAUGGAUUUGGGGUCUCUGGCGCCGUCGCCUACGCCUAUUACGAGUCGGGCGUUGGCGUUGCAGGUCCAGGAUCAAGCGGCUGAGCAUUCGACAAUGCUGUACCGAGCGCCGGAACUGUUCGAUGUGAAGACUGGCACUGUGAUAGAUGGAAAGGUGGACAUCUGGUCACUUGGAUGCACUGUCUACGCCUGCUUAGUCGGCAAAUCGCCCUUCGAAGCUCGCUCAGAAGAGACUGGCGGCAGUUUGUCGCUCUGCGUGCUUGGUGGCGACUGGAGAUUCCCUGACGAAGGACCUGCCGAAGCAAAGCGCGGUAAGCAGAGGAUGGUGGAUGCGGAGGAAGCCGCAAACAAGAAAAAGGAAGAUGUGAUUUCUGAGCCUAUCAAAGAGGUGGUGAGGAGGUGUUUGUCGGUUGAGCCGGCGGAGAGGCCGGACGUGGAUGAGUUGAUUGCGAUGGUGGAGAGGGUGGUGGAGGAGCUGCCCGAGGAUGGGGAUGCGGCGUUGGAUAUGGAGUGA
Messenger RNA from Saxophila tyrrhenica, 1314 nucleotides. RefSeq names its product Serine/threonine-protein kinase env7 (gene ENV7). The transcript is spliced from 2 exons. Gene Ontology annotation, molecular function: protein serine/threonine kinase activity; ATP binding. Gene Ontology annotation, biological process: regulation of vacuole fusion, non-autophagic; protein phosphorylation; vacuolar protein processing. The coding region runs from base 1 to 1314 and encodes 437 amino acids. The record is from RefSeq and is a predicted model, not a curated record. Gene Ontology annotation, cellular component: Golgi apparatus; cytoplasm. NCBI's taxonomy places the organism in Eukaryota, Fungi, Ascomycota, Dothideomycetes, Mycosphaerellales, Extremaceae.